CCUGGAGGAGAGAGUGGUCCAACGAAUACUGAGCAGAGUGGCGCGGCUGGACGCCGGCGAAGGCUCCAGCGGGGGACCAAAAGAAGCAUCGUUAGGGAAACAGCCGGAGGCAGGAGCGCUAGACGAGGUGCCCGUCUUCUCCAAGGAAGGGGGAGGAGGAAAGGGAGAGGAGCAAAAGACGGAUGGAAAGGAGGAGCAAGGGACCACUUCCACGGUAGCUCAGCAAACAAGCACCCUGUUGUCCUUGCUGGUGGCGCACGACACCUUGGGGACAGCCCAGAAGUCAACAAGGGUAUGGCUGGGAGAAGGCCUCGGCGCGAUCCCGAAACGGGUCCAUACGAGGAUGAUAAAAUGGGAAUAUGUGGACAUGCAGGACUUUCGACCACGCUCAGCAUCAGACCAAUCACUGCGGGACGC
Messenger RNA from Geodia barretti, 417 nucleotides. The record is from the annotation of a GenBank genome assembly. Lineage: Eukaryota; Metazoa; Porifera; Demospongiae; Tetractinellida; Geodiidae.